This is a messenger RNA of Aspergillus costaricaensis CBS 115574, 1530 nucleotides long. RefSeq names its product cytochrome P450. The coding region runs from base 1 to 1506 and encodes 501 amino acids. Gene Ontology annotation, molecular function: iron ion binding; heme binding; monooxygenase activity. The transcript is spliced from 3 exons. The record is from RefSeq and is a predicted model, not a curated record. Lineage: Eukaryota; Fungi; Ascomycota; Eurotiomycetes; Eurotiales; Aspergillaceae.
AUGCUUGAAUAUCUUGUUGACCAGGUGAGCCCCAUGAAGGCAUCCGCUUGCCUCGUGGGGAUCUUUUUUCUUGCAUGUCUCGUUCCCCUGGACAAUGUUUACGGCUAUGUGAUGGCAAACCGGAGGUGUGAGGAUCUCACUCACUGGCAAAAUCUCAUGGAGACUGCCCAUGGCACAUCAACCAUCGAUCAUGUCCAAACCGCUGAACUGGAUUUUGGUAUUUCAAACCGAGUCAUCAUCACCAAGGACCCCGAGAACAUCAGAGCUUUACUCACUGGCCAAUUUGCGGACUAUGGCAAAGGAGAGCCUUUUCAUCACGACUGGAAAGAGUUCUUAGGCGACAGUAUCUUCGUCACGGAUGGCGAACUAUGGUCUCGCUCGCGUCAACUCAUUCGGCCUAUGUUCACCAGGGACCGCAUCGUGGACACCGAACUCUUCGAGCAUCACGUCCAACACCUUAUCCCCCUCCUGGCAGGAACCAAGAGCAACAAAGUCGUCGACCUAACUCCCCUGUUCCUCCGAUACACUCUAGACGCUGCGACAGCCUAUCUCUUCGGCGAAGGCACCAACAGCCUGCAGAAUCCAGCCACCAGCUUCGCCGACGCCUUCAGCUACGUACAACACCGACAGGGCGAGAUAUUUCGCUACGGCCCCUUCAACCCCAUCCUCUCCCGUACCAAAUUCCGCCAAAAGCUCAGGAUAAUGAACGAAUUCAUGGCCCCCUUCAUCCAACGCGCCCUAUCCCUCAGUCCCGAAGAACUCGACAAGUCCCUCUCAAAGCAAGAAACAUUCAUCCACGCCCUAGCCCGCUUCACCCGAGACCCCCAAGUCAUCCGCGACCAACUAACCGCCAUCCUACUCGCCGGCCGCGACACAACCGCCACGACUCUCGCAUUCUGCUUCUUCGAAUUAUCCCGCAACCCCUCCGUAGUCAAAGCACUCAGAUCCGAAAUCGCCUCCCGACUAGGUCUGGGCCCAUCCGGCCGCAAACCCACAUACACGGACCUCAAAGAAAUGAAAUACCUCACCGCCGUGCUUAACGAAACGAUGCGCGUCUACCCCGUUGUUCCAUUCAACGUUCGCUAUGCAUUGAAGAACACGACCCUCCCCCGUGGCGGUGGCCCCGAUGGCACCGGACCUGUAGGCGUUCGUGCCAACACUCGGGUGAUGUACUCGACCAUGAUGAUGCAGAGGGAUCCGGUGCUUUACCCGCCCCCUGGAAGUAAUAAGAACUAUUUCGACCCUGGAAAGUGGAUCCCCGAGAGAUGGAUGGGUGAUUGGGUGCCGAAACCGUGGUAUUUUGUUCCGUUUAAUGGUGGACCUAGGAUCUGUUUGGGACAGCAGUUCGCGAUGAUUGAGAUGGGAUUUACCGUUGUAAGGAUCUUGCAGGUUUACGAGUCACUGACGGCUGUGCCGCCAGCCGGGAAGGAUAAGGUCGAGGAUCCGAUGUUGAGGUUUGAAAUCACUUUGAAUCCGGGUUGUGAGUUGAAUUGUGUUUUUGAGUGAUGUUGAGGAUAAGUUGAAAAAGAG